UACCUGGGGCUGAUCCCGUGGCUGCACGGAGCACGGUACUAAACCAGCACGCAAGUUAAUCGGUGCUGUCAAAAGCAUGUUGUUUGGGAUGUUAACUCGCUGCGCUGUCUCUGCUUUCUGAUGAUGUCACAUUCUCAGCAGAGACAGUCGAAUCUGCCUCCAUGUCGGAUUCCGCGCAGUGUCCGCAUCGCAUCCAACACAGCGCUCACAGAGCCGACAUGGAGACUCUGCGAUCCAGUUUCAGAACCUCCUCGACCCGCCCUCGCUUCCAUAGGGAGACCAAAGAGCCAAACAUACACUGCGGAUCCACCCAGCCUCGCCUUCUGCUUGGGACGCUUUCAUUUCAGAACCGCACAUAGAAAGGGUUGCUACUGCUUGCAAAGUCUGUGUGUGAUGCAUGUAUUUGAAUGGGGAGGCUACGAUAAAAACACAUAUAUCUUAGUAAAUACAAACCGAAGGCGGUGUUUCUGAAUGCAAAGAGGUUUCCGCUAGAGCAGUCUCAAACUAAACCAGUGAAGAUGGACGCGUCAGUGUCUCCGUGUCGUUGUUUCAAGACGAGCUCGCCUCCACCGUCGAGCUCGCAGUGAAAGCGGCUCUAGACAGCGUCGUGUGCGCGAUUACUGAAGCUGUCCGCAGCAAAUUCACUGAAUUACAAGAGGACAUGUCUGCAGUGAAGAGAGAGAAUGAAACUCUGAAGCUGAGAUUGGAAAUAUCAGAGAGCGAGCUGAAAGCCGUGCGAGGGUGUAUAAACGCUGCACAUGCAGACAUUAAACAGCCUUUCAUAUUUCAAGUUUUGUUUCCCACAGAUCCCAUAGAGAGCCACGCUAUCCCUGAAUCUGAAGCACAGGAGGGGCCAAAGAUAGAAGCAGUUUACACACAAGAGGAGUCCUUUGAGCAGGAGUGGUGUGCAAGUCUAAUACAGGUUACAGAGCUGCCAUGUGUUAAAGAUGAAGACAUCCCUGAACAGGAAUGUGUUCCUAUUAAAGAGGAAUUCAUAGAACAGGAAUGUGUCUCCAUCGCAGAGGAACUUCCUACUGAAAAUAAUGUCUGUACACUUGAGGAGAACAACAAGCUGGGAUCCAACCUGUGUGAUGAUUCUCCAUCUGGAUGUGAUCUGGGAUUUGGAGCUUCUAAAGUAGAUGGAGAACACGACUCCACUCCAUCACCCCAGUGCAAAAACUCUACUAGAGGCAAACCACAGUGCAAGAAACACAGAGAAACGACACCCCAAGAAGAGUAUGUGAAGACAUUGAGAACUCACUCAGUUAAAAUCCCUUCUUUACAAGACAGACACCCACUUACUGUGGAGAGUACAGAGACGCCACAUUCUGCAUGUUUUAACAAUUCAGAAACCCAGGGCAACUUGAAGACCUUGCCUCAUUCUAUUAAAGGUGGGAAGAGUUCCUGUCAAUUAGACGCUCCUGAAACUCACAAGGGAAAUCCCACAGGAGGGACUACGUGUUCCUGGGCUGAUUGUGGGAAGAGUUUCAAUCAUAUAUCGCUGCUUAAAAGACACCAGCGCAUUCACACAGGAGAGAAACCUUCCCACAUACAGACCAGUGAUAAGAGUUUCACACAGUUAGGAAAUCUUCAUUCACACCAGCGCAUUAUCACAGGAGAGAAACCUUAUCACUGUGCUGAGUGUGGGAAGAGAUUCAGUCACUUAGGAAACCUUAAAAAACACAAAGACAUUCACACACGAGAGAAACCACAUCACUGUGCUGUUUGUGGGAAGAGAUUCAGCCUGUUUGGAAACCUUAAAAGACACCAUAAAAUUCACAUAGGUGUGUAAGCCUAUCCCUGCACUUAGUGUGAAGAAGUGAAGUCAGUUGCACACUCUUGCAGGACUCGAGAACAUUCUCAGAAUUGCAGACACUUGGGGACACCUAAACAACAGGAGUGCAUUUGAUUAAAUACAGAAAUAUUUACUGAAAACAAAAUAAUAAACCUGCUUGAUAAACAGGGUCCCCCCUAAUCACAAUCUGUUCAGAUCAAAAGCUCACAUACUCAAAUAUGAACGAGUACAUCUUGUAUUGAUCGUCUUGUUGAGCAUUCGGAUUGUGUUACCUCACAUUAGUAAUAUAUUAAAUAGAUUGUUAUUAUGAAUGCACGUUUCUCUUUCCUUUCUCAUGCGUUGCUCAGCCUCUUGCAGUGGGUUCUGUUGAAGCUUCCUCGAUACCACGGUGAAUCUGCGGUACCUCAAGACACAGCACAGUGUACUGCAGUUAUCAUGCGGGCAGCUUGCAGUGUAAAGCAGUACUGUUUCCAGCAGGGGGCACCAGAGAGCUUUUAGGAAUGUAAUGUGCUGCAUAGCAUUGCUUCUGAACGAGAUGAUUUCUGCUCAGGAUGUGUUUAAUACUGUCCUCUCUCUCUUGUGUACUCUAUUAACAAACGUAGGUUCUGUGUUUUUAAUAUCAAUUUGUUGAUUGACAACGAGACAACUAAAGCCAAUAAAAUCUAUAUUAAAAA
Molecule: messenger RNA, 2469 nt
Organism: Acipenser ruthenus (sterlet)
Lineage: Eukaryota; Metazoa; Chordata; Actinopteri; Acipenseriformes; Acipenseridae
Product: zinc finger protein 135-like
Exons: 3
Coding region: 662-1792 (376 amino acids)
Biological process (GO): regulation of transcription by RNA polymerase II
Cellular component (GO): nucleus
Molecular function (GO): DNA-binding transcription factor activity, RNA polymerase II-specific; RNA polymerase II cis-regulatory region sequence-specific DNA binding
Source: RefSeq, a predicted model, not a curated record